AAAAACUGUCGGCAGGGCGCUGUGGACCGACAACUACUUUUCCACUGUUUUUUUUCCCAACCUGGUAGUUCACGGCGUCGCCGCCGAGUUACAACCACCGUCAACAUGCAGCUCCGCCGUGGCCAUGCUACAUUUUCGUCUUGUGGGUACUUAUGGAGUGGGAUAAUGUUGGUGAAUAUGGUCGUGAUGGGGAAGUUUCUUCUCGUUGAAUCAGCUCGGCCUCAAAACCGUACGUCAGCUUCUCAUUGGCUCCCCGCCACCGCCACCUGGUACGGCAGUCCCGAAGGCGAUGGCAGCGACGGUGGGGCAUGUGGGUAUGGUAGUUUGGUGGAUGUGAAGCCAUUUAAGGCGAGAGUUGGUGCAGUGAGCCCUGUCUUAUUCAAGGACGGUGAAGGGUGUGGCGCAUGCUAUAAAGUCCGUUGCUUGGACCGAACCAUAUGCUCCAAACGAGCCGUUACCAUAAUAGUCACCGACGAGUGUCCCGGUGGCUAUUGCUCCAAUGGUCGCACCCACUUCGAUCUUAGUGGCGCCGCCUUCGGCCGCAUGGCUGUCGCCGGUGCCCACAGCCGUCUCCGCGACCGAGGCGAACUCUCGGUCGCCUACCGACGGACUCCAUGUUUGUAUCGUGGGAAGAACAUAGCCUUCCAUGUAAACGAAGGUUCUACCGAUCAUUGGCUCUCGCUUUUAGUCGAGUUCGAGGAUGGUGAUGGAGAUAUUGGUUCUAUGCAAAUCAAACAAGCAAAGUCGAGCGAGUGGAUGGAAAUGGCACACGUGUGGGGUGCGACGUGGUGCAUAAAUGGAGGACCUUUAGAGGGGCCAUUCUCGGUGAAGCUAACCACGUUAUCCACUGCCAAGACUCUCUCGACUAGAGAUGUUAUCCCGAAGAAUUGGUCACCGAAGGCUACUUAUACUUCUCGUUUGAACUUUUUAUAAGAAAUUAAUAUUUUAUUUUAAGAGAGAAAAAAAAUUAAAUAAUAGUAAUAAUAAUGUUUGGGUACUAUCCUUUAGAAGUGGUAGCCAUCUCCAAAGGGAGAGAGAGCGUAUGUAUUUUUGUUUAUGUCGGUGUUAAUUU
Molecule: messenger RNA, 1072 nt
Organism: Cucurbita moschata (crookneck pumpkin)
Lineage: Eukaryota; Viridiplantae; Streptophyta; Magnoliopsida; Cucurbitales; Cucurbitaceae
Product: expansin-B3-like
Exons: 4
Coding region: 106-933 (275 amino acids)
Biological process (GO): sexual reproduction
Cellular component (GO): plasmodesma; extracellular region
Source: RefSeq, a predicted model, not a curated record